AUUUUCCUGUAAUACAGGGGAAUACAGGAAAAUACAGGGGAAUACAGGGAAAUACAGGAGAAUACAGGGAAAUACUAGAACUGGCACUUUAAUAUGGUUACAUGAAGUAGUUACCUGUUUUUGUGUUGGGCUGUCUGUGGCAGGUCAGCGGAUUUAGCUUUGUAACCACUCCUAUUCCGGUUCCUUGACAAAAUUAUAUAGAGAAAAACAUGGAUUUGGGACACGAAAUUGGGCAACAAAUUCGGGCUGCAAUCAAGACCAAGCUUCAAGAUCUUGGCUCUUAUGUUGAUGAUGAAUUGCCAGAGUACAUCAUGGUGAUGUUAGCAAACAAACGCACCACUACACAGAUGAAUGAGGAUUUGAUGCUCUUUCUUGGUGAAAACACUUCCAAAUUCACAGACUGGCUGUUUAACCUCAUUGAAAAGCUGAAAGAUGUGGCAAGUGCUGCUGAAAAUGUUGUAGAAAAAGCAGUUAUUGAGCAGGCAAAAGAGGAGAUUCCUGACCCCAAACCAGCCCUGCUUAAAACCAGUAAAAGUGACCCAAAAGGCACCUCUACAAGCAAGCCUGUGAGUGUCCCCACAAGAUCUCCCAAGAGCCCCCCAAGAGAAGCAAAGACUUCAAAGAAAACACCUUCAAGCCAUGUAGAAAGACCAAAGAUCUCAAGCACUAUUGUCAGGUCAGAAUCCAAAGGGCAAAGAAAGCAAAGGGUUUGUGAUGGUGAUGGAGAUGAGCGGCCUACCUUACCAAGCGUUGUACAGGUCCAAGAAAAGAGACCAAGGCCGACUUUGCCAGCCUCUAAACAAGCCACUGGCUCACUUCUACGGAAAGCAGUCACAGAAGCCCAUCGAUCCGUCAGCAAACAUGUCCCACCCUCCAACCUCACAUACGACCCAACGGCAGCCACAACCUUGAUGAGGAUUCAGUCAUUUGAGGAAAAACAACAGCAAAAAGAACUGCUUCUUAGGCAGCAUCGCGAGCUACAACAACAACUUGAAAGGGAAGAAUUAGAGAAUGCAAACAUAAAAGAUGGAAAUAAUGAAGAGGCCAUGAUGGAAGAACCAGUGUUGAGAAACCCUGAGCUCUCUGCUGAUUCUGGAAUACAGUCAGAGCCAGUCAUAGAGCUGUGUGUGUCUGAGGCAGAAGCCUUGGAAUUGUGCAGCACUGAGUCAAUGGAAAAGGAUACUAGAAUUGUUGCUCUUGCUGACAGUCCAACCGCAAAUCAAGAGGAGGAGACUCGCAAGCGCAGGAAGAAGAGAGCCGUGAAGGCAAGAGUGCGACUUGACAGCCCCAAGUUUAUAGUGACCCUAGAUGGGGUGGAUAGUGAACUGGAAGACAAGUAUCUAAAAGGAUCCAAGCGAUCCAAGAGACUCAAGAAAGAUGAGUUUGAUGACUUUGUAGAAGUUGACACCAGCACUAUUCCAGUCCAGAAAGUCCAGGAAGAUAAAAGUAUGCCCCAAGAAUAUGCAGCACCUUCUGUGGAACAAGUUAUGAUCCGUCUAGACACCUCAGCUAGUGAUGAAGAAGAAGUAACUGACCAAUCACAGGUCAAACCCAGAUCCCAAGAACGAUGCCGGUUCUGGCCUGUUUGUCUCAAUGGAGACAACUGUCCUUAUUUCCAUCCCACAUUCCCAUGCAGAACAUUCCCCAAUUGCCCUUAUGGUAAAACCUGUAUGUUUGUUCAUCCGAGUUGCAAAUUUGAUGGCAGAUGCACAAAUUCAAUGUGUCCAUAUCUACAUAAGCUGAAGAGUAAACCUCCUGUGCAACCUGCUGCCGGUCCUCAGUCUUCAGCCGCUGUUCCUCCUGUCUCAAAGAGUAACGCCACAUUACCGACUCUCGAGGAGCUGACGUUGUGUAAAUACUUCCCAGCAUGCACUCGGCUCAAGUGUCCCUUUCACCACCCGGCACCACCGCCAAAGAUUUGUCGCUAUGGUAACUUGUGCACUCGACUAGACUGUGUAUUCAGUCAUCCGCCAAAGAAAGCUGAUUUGAAGUGGUCUGCUAGCCCUAAACACAUCAGUGAACGAAGCUUUGCUCUGCCCGAUCAAAACGUUACGAAUAUGCCAGUUGUGUCGUAGCACUUGUAUGGUAGACGACAAAGUCACGACGAAAGCACUUUUUUAUGAAAAAGUUUAAUUUUUAGUUUUGUUGCUGAAGGUUCCAAGCUUCUGUUUUCUAAAGAUCGAAAGCUUAAAAAAGAGCAUUUUACGGUCACGUUUUCUUUUCUGUCUAUGUUUUUGUUACGGCGUAAUUUUCAGUUAAGGCUUGGCCAUUCUCAUUUUUGGAGCAUUUCAAGACUGGUCAAAUUAUUUAAGUUCUCUUCUCUUGUUGCUAAAUGACGAUUCUAGAAUCAUUUUAAAAAUACAUAUUUUUUAGCUUUUUCUUAGAAUUUGGGAAAUCUCGAGCUUGGACGUUCUUUUAAAAACAAAAAAGUGUACACACGUUAUUAUCAUGCUUCAUGACGAAGAGACUUGGUCUAGGUUCCUCCGCAAUUACCCGAGGUUACCUCCUAGUAUCAGAGCUUGCACUUCUUCGUUCAGUUUAGAAGAUAGGAUAUACGUUACGGGCCAAAAAAAGAGAAAGCCCUAGAGCUUCUACCUUGUGCAAACAUAUUUCGCCUUUUUUCUAAUGAAAGGGCGAAAAUGAAAUGUUUUUUUUUGCAUCUUAAGAGCAGUUUACUCCGUAAAUAAAUAACUAUUAUUUUAAUAAGAUUAUAGUAAAAAAAAGUUUUCCUA
This is a messenger RNA of Nematostella vectensis (starlet sea anemone), 2732 nucleotides long. RefSeq names its product zinc finger CCCH domain-containing protein 14. NCBI's taxonomy places the organism in Eukaryota, Metazoa, Cnidaria, Anthozoa, Actiniaria, Edwardsiidae. The transcript is spliced from 15 exons. Gene Ontology annotation, cellular component: nucleus; cytoplasm. Gene Ontology annotation, molecular function: metal ion binding; poly(A) binding. The coding region runs from base 210 to 2075 and encodes 621 amino acids. Gene Ontology annotation, biological process: regulation of mRNA stability; mRNA processing. The record is from RefSeq and is a predicted model, not a curated record.